Molecule: messenger RNA, 438 nt
Organism: Arabis nemorensis
Lineage: Eukaryota; Viridiplantae; Streptophyta; Magnoliopsida; Brassicales; Brassicaceae
Source: the annotation of a GenBank genome assembly
AUGGUUUUAACGCAGCAGGACCUAAAGAGUGGCUUAAAGAUCAGAAGAGGAAGUCGUCGAGCAAAUAGAGAAUCUGAUUAUACGGAAAAAGAUUUGGAGAGUCUUCAGAAUCUGUUAAGGUCUUCUGCAAGAGACUGUGUCCCGAAAGAGAGAAGUUCUCUGGUGGAUUUUCAGUCUAAAACCGGAGUUGAGGUUUGUACGUUCAAGCUGGUUGUGAAGAACGCUGCUUCGUUAUUAGAUGAUAAGGAUCCACUCAAAUUGGAAGCAGAGAAUAUACUAAAUGAUCUUGUUAGGUCAUUCGGUUCCCUCAUCACGCUGACGAAUGGGAUUGAUAUGAAUCUUCCUUCUAAUAGAAUAAAGAUUUCAGAUGCAGUUAUGGAGGUUAUCUCUUUUCUUGACAAAUUUGAGAAGGGUGUUAAGGACUGCCUUGAGAUCUAA